AUGUGGCUGCUGCUGACGGCGUUCGGCUUGCACCAACUGCAGUCCGUGGCGAGCCUCGACUGCUUCAGCUGCGGUGUUUUUCUCUCGGCGCCGACAGCCGAAUGUCGCGGCGUCGUUCGCAACAACUCUUGCGCUCCACAGAACUAUGGUUGUCUCUCCGUCAUCGGUCAGAAUUCGGUUCGUUUACCUUUAUUUUUUAUUAUUUCGAAACAAGUUCUUCAAAUAGGGGUAUUAUUCACGCCAUUAAACUAAUUAUUUCACAGGACUCGACUUACUACGUGGAAAAGAGAUGCGCGGAAAAGAGCGACGACCUAAAAGAAGGCUGCAUCGAUAUUGGCAUUCGCGGGUGAGAUUUAUUGGCAGUACAUUAAAAGUUAAUGAAUAUCGUUUCAAUAUGCAAAAACGGAAUAUCCUAUGAAACGUAGAAAAUUUUAGAAUCGCUGCCAAACAAUGUCUGUGUAAAACCGACUUCUGCAACUCCUCGAAAAUUCUUCCAACUUCGACUUCAUUUUUGGUUUUAUUCGCUAUCGCUUCAUUAAAACUAAUGAGAUGA
Molecule: messenger RNA, 553 nt
Organism: Caenorhabditis auriculariae
Lineage: Eukaryota; Metazoa; Nematoda; Chromadorea; Rhabditida; Rhabditidae
Source: the annotation of a GenBank genome assembly